Messenger RNA from Vicia villosa (hairy vetch), 1567 nucleotides. RefSeq names its product ATP phosphoribosyltransferase 2, chloroplastic-like. The record is from RefSeq and is a predicted model, not a curated record. Gene Ontology annotation, cellular component: cytoplasm. Gene Ontology annotation, biological process: L-histidine biosynthetic process. NCBI's taxonomy places the organism in Eukaryota, Viridiplantae, Streptophyta, Magnoliopsida, Fabales, Fabaceae. Bases 127 to 1269 code for a protein of 380 amino acids. Gene Ontology annotation, molecular function: magnesium ion binding; ATP phosphoribosyltransferase activity. The transcript has 11 exons.
UCACGUGUCAUCAUUUUUGCACUCAUCAUCACUUCACAAUUCAGAUAGUACUAGUAUACAUUGUACAGUGACUACAAUUGUUCACAGAAACGGCCAAGGAAUUCGGCGGUAACCGGUGAAGUAGCAAUGUUGACGAUGAUGAGUCCGAUUCGUUUCCCUCUUUACGUCAAAUCCGGAACUCAUUGCUGCUACGCCUCCGCCUCAAUUUCCGAACCUCAAGUCCUUAACGGCAACCCUGGCGGCACAGUCUCCUCCCGGCAAGAGAUCCGUCUCGGUUUGCCGAGCAAAGGUCGAAUGGCUUCUGACACACUCGAACUUCUCAAGGAUUGUCAAUUGUCAGUGAAGCAGGUUAAUCCUCGCCAGUACGUUGCACAGAUUCCUCAGCUUUCCAACUUGGAAGUCUGGUUCCAGAGGCCAAAAGACGUUGUAAGAAAAUUGUUAUCCGGUGAUCUUGACCUUGGUAUUGUGGGACUCGAUAUAGUCAGUGAGUUUGGCCAGGGGAGUGAAGAUCUUAUCAUUGUCCACGAGGCAUUGGAUUAUGGUGAUUGCCGUUUAUCAAUUGCAAUUCCUCAGUAUGGAAUAUUUGAAAAUGUAAAUUCACUAGAGGAACUAGCAAAAAUGCCUCAAUGGACAGAAGAAAAGCCUCUGCGAGUUGCAACUGGAUUCACUUAUUUGGGUCCUAAAUUUAUGAAAGAUAACGGCAUUAAGCAUGUUGCAUUUUCAACUGCUGACGGAGCACUCGAGGCUGCUCCUGCGAUGGGGAUUGCUGACGCUAUCUUGGACCUUGUAAGUAGCGGAACUACAUUGAAAGAAAAUAACUUGAAGGAAAUUGAAGGUGGAACUGUUUUGGAGAGCCAGGCCGCUCUUGUUGCAAGCAGGAAAUCAUUGAUCAGUCGAACAGGAGUACUUGAAACAACUCAUGAGAUGCUUGAAAGAUUGGAGGCACAUCUGAGGGCCAUGGGGCAGUUCACGGUUACUGCAAACAUGAGAGGAAGUAGUGCAGAAGAAGUGGCUGAGAGAAUACUGAGCCAACCAUCAUUAGCUGGGCUGCAGGGGCCCACUAUAAGUCCUGUUUUCUGCAAGCGCGAUGGAAAGGUAGCAGCAGACUACUAUGCCAUAGUCAUAUGUGUGCCCAAGAAGGCAUUGUACAAGUCUAUACAGCAAUUGAGAGCGAUCGGAGGCAGCGGAGUUCUCGUAUCACCCUUGACCUAUAUUUUUGAUGAAGAAACUCCUAGAUGGCGUCAGCUCCUUUCUAAACUUGGGCUUUAGUCAUGCAUUUAUGGAGUUGUUUUGUUGUUUCCCCACCAUAGAAAGAUAAUAUGAAAUGCAGAAAACUGUAGAAACUGAAAUGAAAGAAUUCCUACUUUUGCAUCAGUUUGUAUGUUUAAAAUUUUGUAGCAAGCCAGUAGUUUCUUCAAUUAAUUCCCUCUGUAAUAAUACUUGGAGUUAUAAGUGGGGGUGGGUUCAACAUUGUCGUGGUAGUUAAACUAUGGUGUUGUAAUUUUUAACUUUUUAGUUGAUUUUACUUGUUACCAGCUACGUAAAGGAGCUGGUAUCUUCUUUGAAA